Molecule: messenger RNA, 912 nt
Organism: Argentina anserina (silverweed cinquefoil)
Lineage: Eukaryota; Viridiplantae; Streptophyta; Magnoliopsida; Rosales; Rosaceae
Product: thioredoxin domain-containing protein 9 homolog
Exons: 4
Coding region: 106-735 (209 amino acids)
Biological process (GO): microtubule cytoskeleton organization
Cellular component (GO): cytoplasm
Source: RefSeq, a predicted model, not a curated record
CAUAAAAUCAGAAAGAAAAAAGAGAAAGAGACCCGCCUUCUUUCUCCCUCAAAUCGAACCAGACCCUCUUCUUCUUAGUCUGAAAAAUCCAUCAAAUCUCCAACAAUGGCGAACCGAGCCGUUCAAGAGAUAAUCGAGCAGCAAGUGCUGACGGUGGCGAAGGCGAUGGAGGACAAGCUCGACGAGGAGAUCGCGGCGCUGGAUCGGGUCGACGACGACGAUCUGGAGGUGCUGAGGGAGCGGAGGCUGCAGCAGAUGAAGAAGAUGGCGGAGAAGCGCAGCCGUUGGAUCUCACUAGGCCACGGCGAGUACACCGAGAUCCCUUCCGAGAAGGACUUCUUCUCCGCCGUCAAGGCCAGCGACCGCGUCGUCUGCCACUUUUUCCGCGAGAAUUGGCCCUGCAAGGUUGUGGACAAGCACUUGAGCAUAUUGGCAAAGCAACACAUAGAGACUCGUUUUGUGAAGAUCAAUGCUGAGAAAAGUCCAUUCUUAGCAGAGAAACUCAAGAUUGUUGUUCUUCCCACUCUUGCCCUUAUUAAGAAGGCGAAAGUGGAUGAUUAUGUGGUUGGGUUUGAUGAGCUGGGCGGGAAGGACGACUUCAGCACAGAAAUACUAGAGGAGAGGUUGGCUAGAGCUCAAGUCAUAUUUUUUGAAGGGGAAUCAUCUAUAAACUCCAGUGCAAAAACCAGGAGUGUCCGGCAAACCAGCAAGGAUGAUUCAUCAGAUUCAGAGUAACUCCAUAGGUAUCCAGUUUGUUUAUUUCAGAAAUUGGAGCAGUUCAUGGUUCAUGUAAAUGAUCAGAUGUAUCGAUGCCUGUAUUUGAAUGAUAUGGUGAGACUUGAGGUCAUCCUCUGGAUGGUAUUGCGUCAGUUUUGGUUGCUUGUAUUGAGAAAGGUUUUGGAGCUUCCUCAC